This is a messenger RNA of Gaeumannomyces tritici R3-111a-1, 3469 nucleotides long. RefSeq lists its product as hypothetical. Gene Ontology annotation, biological process: signal transduction; regulation of GTPase activity. The record is from RefSeq and is a predicted model, not a curated record. The transcript is spliced from 3 exons. Gene Ontology annotation, cellular component: cytoplasm. The coding region runs from base 101 to 2332 and encodes 743 amino acids. NCBI's taxonomy places the organism in Eukaryota, Fungi, Ascomycota, Sordariomycetes, Magnaporthales, Magnaporthaceae.
CGGGCCACGCGAAGGCCUGGCUUUGCUGCUGCGGCAAAACUACGAAUCAGGAAGAAGGGCGCGCCGCUGGAUCUGUGGCCCAACACAUUUUACGUCCACAAUGGGACGGAAACCCGCUCCUGUGCCGCUGACGCUCUCAGAGACCACUACUGCUGCUGCUGCUGCGGGCAGCAACCAACGUUCUGCCGGCGAAACGCAGCAUACCGACUCCCGGACCGAGCCAAGGUCUCCAAAGUCGCCCAGGUCCCCGCGCUCGCCAUUCCGUUUUACCCACAAGAAGUCCCCCGUUGCUAGCAUCUCGCCUUCCUUGCAGGCCCCCGCCGAAAUCCAGGCACAGAACCAGCUGUCCGCCCAACAGCCGCAACAACGACAACACCAGCAGACGCCGCAGGCGCAGUACCGCCCCCAAGACGAAAGCCAAUAUCCUCUAAUCUCGUCGGCGCUGGAACAGCCGUACCAGGGCCUGCCUGAGGUGCGUGAGCCGCCGGGCCUGGGCGUCGCCACCUCCAGCCAGCCCGCCGACGGUGGUCAGGCCCCGAGCCAGCCGCAAGGAGACGCUCUCCAGCUGCCAUCACAGAUGCCCUCGCAGCGCCCGCUCGAAACGCCCAAGUCUGGAUUCUUUUUCAAUUUUGCCAAGCCAUCGCCCUCGCGACCUACUGCCGACGCUAGGCGCACCGAAAUCAUGGCGAAGAGCACCGAGCACUCUAAAAUGACCAAGCAAAGUCACAAACAUUCCGAGUCGUCCCACAUCGCAGACCACAUCCAGAGGCCAUUAGCCUCGCUGCCCUCAAAAUCCGAAGUGUCGCUGGCAUCGUCUGCCGAAGGCGAGGCCACGACAUUGCCGAAGCGGGGAAAACCGAAACCGUUUGCCAUCCUUGGCCGCCAGCGGUCGCUUCAGGACAAAGAAAACACAAGCCCCAAAGAUAAGGACGCACACCUGGCACCCGAGGCCCCGACCGAGCCAGAACGAGCGCAUACGGCGGCACCCCCGCUCCGAACCGCACCCGCACAGUCCGACCGCAGCUUCCGCGACAUGAUGUCUUCGGCCGUCCGAAACCACUCGGCCGACAGGGCAGAGAGGACCCGCGCACGUGGCGACUCUGGGCGUGACAAGGAGAACCACAGCAGUCGCGACAGGGAAUAUCACCAUGGCCGGACCCAUACCUCGACGUCUCGCGAGAACGGAGGCUCUGCCUUUUUGAGUGGCCUAAAGAGCUCGGGAAGCAAGGCGGCUGAUAUCAUAAGCAAGGGCUUGUUUGGCAAGGGCGGGAGGAGCGGGAGCACAACCGAGAAGGAGCCCAUCGUGGACGAUGAGCACUACCAGCUCAAGGUGCUGAAUCUGCCUUUGCGCGACCAGGUUCGGCGCACGCGCAUCUCGAAGCGGCUGGAGGAUUCUCGCGACAAGACGGAAUUCUGGAUGCCCGCGUUUCCCUGGCGAGCGAUCGACUAUUUGAACUAUAAGGGCACCGAAGUCGAGGGUCUCUACCGGGUUCCGGGGAGCGGUCCACAAAUCAAGAAGUGGCAGCGCAAAUUCGAUGAAGAAUACGACGUCGACCUGUUCAACCAGAAGGACCUGUACGACAUCAACAUCAUCGGCUCGAUGCUCAAGGCCUGGCUCCGCCAGCUCCCGGACGAACUGUUUCCGAAGGAGGCACAGGAGAGGAUAGCAAAGGAGUGCGCCGGCGCCGAGAAGGUCCCACCUCUCCUGAUCGAGGAGCUCUCCAACCUGUCACCGUUCAACUACUACCUUCUCUUCGCCAUCACAUGCCACCUCAGCCUCCUCCUUGCCCACUCAGACAAGAACAAGAUGGACUUUCGUAACCUAUGCAUCUGCUUCCAGCCAUGCAUGAAGAUCGAUGCCUUUUGCUUCAAGUUCUUGGUCUGCGAUUGGCGAGAUUGCUGGAAGGGCUGCAAGGACGAGGCCAAGUACAUCGAGGAGGAGUAUCUGCUCUUUGACCAGCCGCCGCCGCCGGGUUUAUCAGAGCCUUCGUCAAGAAAAGCUGCCCCACGUGCUGAGGGCAUGGCCACGGGUGCGCCGUUCCAGGAUGUGCGCCUCGUAUCAUCGUCGGACAGCAGCAAGCAGUCAAACCAGGGCGAGAAGCCGUAUCAACAAACACAACAACAACCACAGCAGCAGCUACAGCCGCCCAAGUCACGUCUCACGAAGAAGAAGACUCAGCCACAGCCAACCGACAACGGCGGUGUGGUGUCGGCUUCAACAGUGCCCACUCUCACCAUCGACAGCAACCCACGAGAGACGACACCACCAAGGAGGUCAGGGGACAUGCGGCCAUUGUCUCCGAUAAAGCCACUGUCGCCCUUGGGCUUUUAGUACCGUCUAUUGCGCGGAGCUAUGCGUGGACGGGCGAGACGGGACACCAUACGUGCUAAGCGCCCGAAGCAACAAUUCCCAAGAUCCCAAGGCUGAAACCGGUACGCUUCGGGUUAGCUCAAUCAUCGCUGGGCCACCGCCCCGUCUCUGCAAUCCAGUCAUCCGCAGAAACCAAUGUACCCUAUACCCGACAUCCUAACGACCGACGACGCAUUUUACGACUUGAUAUCACACUGCGUGCGGCUGUCGUGUCUUGCAAAGCCAACUCCACUCGUCACCACCGCUACUACCACAAUAACUGUAACACACAAGUCCAAGAUUCUUGGCAAUCUUGGGGAGCCGGACCCCUGUUCGGGUACCCAUGAAACUGGGAUAGAAUUCUGGGUUUUAGGGGGCAUUUUCUUUCCUUUCCUUUUGUUGUCUCGCUCUCCAUCUCCUGCAGCAAAAGCUUUACCAUGUUGUUAUCUUUCACGAACGAACCUCUCCGGCUUCAGACUUUUUUUUUGUUAUACCCCUUCGGCAUUCUGUGACGGUCUCAUCAUUCGUUUUCCAGACUCAUGAAAACGCAGGGCAUGGACAGGCUUUUCUUUUCGUCCUUAAACUUCACUCGUGUUCUUUAUUCUAGCUUUUAUUUCAUUUGUUCGGCUUCCUUCGAUUUGACAAUUUCGGCUUGGAGCCUCCAUGUUCCUGGGUUUGAAUACCUCUGACGCAGCCCGGCGCUUGAUGGAAUUAUAACUUAUUAUCUUGCGCAAGUUUACCCCUUCCUAGCUAAUUGCGUUACGCGUCUCGCCUACGGCGCACUGUCGCGUUGGGACCGUCUAAUUUGACUGCCCGAACAUGCAGACGUGAGAGCAUCGAGUCCGUCUCGGGGCUGAAUGCGCCAUGUCAAGGAGUAGCAUGCAGUCCAAAUACGGCUAAUUGGGACAUGCUUAUCCAACCGUAUCCAGAUGGCUUUUCAUCCUUUUUGCUAUGUCUGCUUUUGCCGUUUUCUUGUAUCUCUUUCCUCAGGUAGCAAGGUCCGGCCAGACAUCUAGGUACCCCAGCAUCGACAGAAGGUUAAUAGACAACCUCGCCAUACAAAUUGUUGGCCACGUGGGGCAAGGCUAGAUCCUCAGUGACAAUUUUCUAAAACCACCG